UCGUGAUCAAAGGAUGCAUGAAAAAGUUCUCCUACGGAUCACAAAAUUUCCUAUCAACUAGACUGCUGCUGCUGCUGCUACUACUAAUCUUUCUCACUACAUCACUUGUAUUUCGCACAUACUGAUAUCUCUCCUUUAAGAAAAAACAAUGGCGCCAGGACGAAAGAUUUGGGCUGUGGAAUUGGCGGUGGUGAUGCUUGGAGUGUUGGCUAUGGCACAGCAGUCCAUGCAAUACCUUCUUCCUCGGUAUGCCCAUAGGAACAGAGACGAAGCUUCAGCUUUCGGUAUCAUUGUCACUUCCAAGGUCUCCGAAAGGGCACUUAAUAAGUCUAGUUUAUUCCUUCCAACUUCAUAUGUUGACUUGUUUGGAAGAAGAUUUGUAAGUGGGACUAUUUAUGGAUCUAAUGUUGUGUAUGUGAGAAGUGCUGGCUCUCCUUCGCUACAUGUUGCUGUAACACUGCAAAUUAUGGCCAUGAACUUCAACCUUCGAGGAAUCAUUCAUUAUGGAAGUGCUGGAGCCACCAACGAAACACUGGAACUUGGCACUGUUCAUGUUCCUGCCCUUCUUGCCUUCUUAGGAUCUUGGGAAUGGCUGAGCAAAGACUCGAAAACCAAAGGCCAGCUUGAUAUUGGAGAUUUCAAUUAUCCAGUGAAUGGUGAAAAUUUGUUGGGAAGUGUAAAAUAUGAUAAUAUAGAAGUGUAUGUUGAGGACACGUUAGAGGAGCAUUUCUGGCUGCCAGUUUAUCGUGAAUGGCUUUAUUAUGCUGCUAAGAUUAAGGAGGUUGAGUCAAGGGAAAACUGCAUCAUUCCGUCGCCAUCGAAUUGCCUACCUCCACCAUAUGAAGUGGUAGUUGGACUGAAUGCUUCUAGUUCUGAUACUUACGUUAAUAACCCCGCAUACAGAGAGUUCCUCUACAAGACUUUCAGGGUUUCAACUGUUGAUACAUCUGCUAUUGCUGUUGCACUGGGAGCUUAUUUAAAUGAUCUGCCUUUCAUUGUAUUCCAUGGAGUUUCAAACAAGGCAGGUGCUGGAAAUUCAACAAGAGCAAGCACUUUGGCCAGCACCAAUGCUCUGAAAGCUGCAGCCCGUUUCAUUUGGCUGCUAACUGUGCCACGUGCAGCUCAUUGGGUACUAGUGAAUUUGUAAUAUGGCCAGCUUUGUCCCUUUUGACUGAAUACUACUUAUUGAGUUUAAAUAAGGGUUGGCCAAAUCUGCUCAUUGAGUACCACUUAAACUAUUAUUAAUUA
This is a messenger RNA of Ricinus communis (castor bean), 1248 nucleotides long. RefSeq names its product bark storage protein A. Bases 149 to 1147 code for a protein of 332 amino acids. The transcript is spliced from 6 exons. Gene Ontology annotation, molecular function: catalytic activity. Gene Ontology annotation, biological process: nucleoside metabolic process. Lineage: Eukaryota; Viridiplantae; Streptophyta; Magnoliopsida; Malpighiales; Euphorbiaceae. The record is from RefSeq and is a predicted model, not a curated record.